Messenger RNA from Purpureocillium lilacinum, 384 nucleotides. Its product is annotated as type I protein arginine N-methyltransferase Rmt1. Gene Ontology annotation, molecular function: protein heterodimerization activity. The record is from RefSeq and is a predicted model, not a curated record. NCBI's taxonomy places the organism in Eukaryota, Fungi, Ascomycota, Sordariomycetes, Hypocreales, Ophiocordycipitaceae. Gene Ontology annotation, biological process: rRNA (guanine-N7)-methylation; peptidyl-glutamine methylation; tRNA methylation.
AUGAAGGUCCUCAGCCUCAACUUCCUCACCUGCGCCGCCAAGGCCUGCAAGAGCUCGUCCGCGUCGUUCCCGCUGCACCCCAAGGACGCCGAGCUCGUGCAGGACGACCUCGAGGUGAACCCGGAGAUGCUCAUCAACGUGCUCCCGCGGCUGGACUGGGCGGCUCUACGGACGACGUCGUCAGAGCUGGGCUUCCCGCAAUUGCCAGAACAGCCCCCGACGCAGGAGGAGCUGCGUGGGGACGAAAAGAUGAUCAAGGACCUGCAUCACCUGCUUGUUGAGACGCAAAUUUCCGAGGGCCAGCUGGUGUGCGAGAACUGCGGGCACGCGUACCCCAUCAAGGAGGGCAUUGCCAACUUCCUCCUGCCGAGUCACCUGGUUUAG